GGCUAAAGGAUCCAAAGUCUCAUGUUUCUUUUCUGUUCUUCUUCAGGCAAGGCUUUCGACAUCACUUACGUGCGUCUCAAGUUCCACACCAGCCGCCCAGAGAGCUUCGCCAUCUACAAGCGCACAAGUGAGGAUGGACCAUGGACGCCCUACCAGUACUACAGUGGCUCCUGUGAGAAGACCUACCAGAAGACCAACAGGGGCUUCAUCCGCACCGGACAGGACGAACAACAGGCCCUGUGCACAGACGAGUUCAGCGACAUCUCACCCCUGACGGGAGGAAACGUGGCCUUCUCAACCCUUGAAGGCCGGCCCAGUGCUUACAACUUUGAUAACAGCCCAGUUCUUCAGGUAAAUAAAAAACUCUGCUGUUUUAUAGCGUUCUAGAGACCUUGAUAAAAUGACUUUGUGUGAUUGUCUCUAAUACUGCAUUUUCCAGCCCAGUUCUACAGGUUAAAAAUAGCUGUUUUAUAGUGUUCUAGAGACCUAGAUAAAGGAACGUUGUGUGAUGCUUUUUGUUCCAGCUCCACAUGUGAUAUCCCAGACGUGUGUGUCCCUGGGUGGCUGUUUUUAUUUGUGCUUUAUUUUUCCAAGGUUGUCUGAGGCACAGAGUUAGUAGUACAUAUAUCAGUAGCGUUGAGGCAAUCAAUGAUGUGGAGGAGUAGGUGGACAGAGUAAUGAUAAGUUAGUCUGUAGACUUUAGAUAUUUUGGCAUGGACAUGUGCUGUUGGCAGGCGUGCCCAAUGGAAGGUAAUAUCACACUAGUCCAGUUGGGAAAGUGUGAGAGCCAGACCAGUGCCAAGUGCUGCAACAUGUUGCUAGGUGACGCCCCCAGAUUUCCCACUACCGAACUGAUUGAGGCACAGCUGGAAAUGUUUGUUGCGCAUUGCUUUCAGCGAGUGAGAAUUUGUGUGUGCAUCCAGACAAAGCACAGUGAUACUACUAGACUAUAGGGCUGGGAAUUGCAAGGGACUUCACAAUACGAUAUUUAUUGUGAUUCUCACAAUUCUAUAUAUGUAUUGCGAUUCAAUAUUACAAUUUGAUGUUCCAAACAUAUUGCUCAUAGUGCUGAAAACAUGUUGGCUCACUAUUUUUAAAAAUAAGACGGAGAACAAUCUAUAGGAUUAAAAAUACAGGUACAGCCAACUAGCGCUAGCAAUUGUUACCUAGCAACAACAAAAAAGCUAAAACAUGUUUUUUUUUAUUUUUACAAAUCAAUACUUAGAAUCAAAGUAUCUAUAUAGUAUUGCAAUAUACAGUGCAUUUGGAAAUUAUUCAGACCCCUUGACUUUUUCAACAUUUUGUUACGUUACAGCCUUAUUCUAAAAUGGAUUAAAUAAAUGUUUUCCUCAUCAAUCUACAGACAAUAUACCCCAUAAUGACAAAGCGAAAACAGGUUUAUUUAAAAUAAAAAACAGAAAUACCUUAUUUACAUAAGUAUUCAGAUCCUUUACUCAGUACUUUGUUGAAAGCACCUUUGGCAGCGAUUACAGCCUUGAGUCUUCUUGGGUAUGACGCUACAAGCUUGGCACACCUGUAUUUGGAGAGUUUCUCCCAUUCUUCUCUGCAGAUCCUCUCAAGCUCUGUUAGGUUGGAUGGGGAGCGUUGCUGCACAGCUAUUUCCAGGUCUCUUCAGAGAUGUUCGAUCGGGUUCAAGUCCAGGCUCUGGCUGGGCCACUCAAGGACAUUCAGAGACUUGUAAGAAAGUUGUAUCUGUAUUUCUAAAGGGUUUAUCUUGAUGUAAGUGCCUUCUUAAUAAAAAGUUGUCUGCAGAUGCCUGGUAACUUCAGAUAUAUUAUCAUCUUUUUUAUUAUUCUUGUUUAUAAAAAGUAGUCAGCUCAUGACUCAUAGUACAUAUUUAUUAUCUGCUAUUGGAAUACCCUGUGUGGAAUACCCUGGCUUUUAAACGUAAUGCUCUACCUCUAGCAAAUGAACAAAUUUAUCUUUGGCGCCAUAUACUUCCAUAUUUGACUUUCUCAUGUGGCAUAUAGCUAUUUAUACCAAAGCCCAAGACUCUUUUUGGAAUGGAUACCUUUGAGGCGUCAUUGGGCUACGUUGCAGGGAUAGUUGUAGUUGACACUACAAGCUUGGCACAGCUGUAUUUGGAGAGUUUCUCCCAUUCUUCUCUGCAGAUCCUCUCAAGCUCUGUCAUGUUGGAUGGGGAGCGUUGCCGCACAGCUAUUUUCAGGUCUCUCCAGAGAUGUUCGAUCUGUUUCAAGUCCGGGCUCUGGCUGGGCCUCUCAAGGACAUGCGUUGUCUUGGCUGUGUGCUUAGGGUCGUUGUCCUGUUGGAAGGUGAACCUUCGCUCCAGUCUGAGGUCGUGAGCGCUCUGGAGCAGGUUUUCAUCAAGGAUCUCUCUGUACUUUGCUAUGUUCAUCUUUCCCUCGAUCCUGACUAGUCUCCCUUCCGCUGAAAAACAUCCCCACAGCAUGAUGCUGCCACCACCAUGCUUCACCGUAGGGAUGGUGCCAGGUUUCCUCCAGACGUGACGCUUGGUAUUCAGGCCAGAGAGUCCAAUCUUGGUUUCAUCAGACCAGAGAAUCUUGUUUCUCAUGGUCUGAGAGUCCUUUAGGUGCCUUUUGGCAAACUCCAAGCGGGCUGUCAUGUGCCUUUUACUGAGGAGUGGCUUCCGUCUGGCAACUCUACCAUAAAGGCCUGAUUGGUGGAGUGUUGCAGAGAUGGUUGACCUUCUGGAAGGUUCUCCCAUCUCCACAGAGGAAUUCUGGAGCUCUGUCAGAGUGACCAUCGGAUUCUUGGUCACCUCCCUGACCAAGGCCCUUCUCCCCCGAUUGCUCACUUUGGCUAGGCGGCCAAAGUGGCGCCCGAGUGGCGCAGUGGUCUAAGGCACUGCAUCGCAGUGCUAGCUGUGCCACUAGAGAUCCUGGUUCGAAUCCAGGCUCUGUCGUAGCCGGCCGUGACCGGGAGACCCAUGGGGCGGCGCACAAUUGGCCCAGCGUCAUCCAGGGUAGGGGAGGGAAUGGCCGGCAGGGAUGUAGCUCAGUUGUUAGAGAAUGGCAUUUGCAACGCCAGGGUUGUGGGUUCGAUUCCCAUGAGGGGCCAGUAUGAAAAAAUAAAAUAAUGUAUGCACUCACUAACUGUAAGUCGCUCUGGAUAAGAGCGUCUGCUAAAUGACCAAAAAAAAAAAUUAAAAAAAAAAAUAUAUAAAAAAAAAAAACAGAUCUGUGCCCCAGAUCUGUGCCUCGACACAAUCCUGUCUCGGAGGUACGGACAAUUCCUUUGACCUCAUGGCUUGGCUUUUGCUCUGACAUGCACUGUCAACUGUGGGACCAUAUAUAGACAGGUGUGCCUUUCCAAAUCAUGUCCAAUCAAUUGAAUUUACCACAGGUGUGCUCCAAUCAAGUUGUAGAAACAUCUCAAGGAUGAUCGAUCGAAACAUGAUGCACCUGAGCUCAAUUUUGAGUCUAAUAGCAAAGUCUGAAUACGUUUUUUUAUGUUAAGUAUUUUUAAUACAUUUGCAAAGAUUUCUAAAAACCAGUUUUCGCGUUGUCAUUAUGGGGUAUUGUGUGUAGGUUGAUGAGGGACAUUUUUUUUAUUUAAUCAAUUUUAGAAUAAGGCUGUAACGUAAGAAAAUGUGAAAAAAGUCAAGGGGUCUGAAUACUUUCCGAAUGUACUCUAAAUGUCUGCCUGGAUACAGCUGGAAAUGUAUAAGCUGAUGGAGUGAUAGUGCCAGAGUCAAUAAAGGGAAAGACGAGCAGAGCCUUUGGCCCCGUGCCUGAGACAGACGGAACCUGCUCUGACUCAUGGCUGCCCUAUGGAUGUGUCAGACUGUUCUAAUAGAGUAAGGCUAUAAGUGGCAAAACAUUGGAACUGUUGUCAGCAAAAACUCUAGCCUGAUAUAUGUUUUGAAUUAGUCUACUGGUAGUAGUUAGGCUACAACUAAUUCUGCAGAAUGUUUGUUGGCAAAUAAUUUUGCUUGUGCAAGCGUGUGAUACACACUUGACUUGGCUGCAUUUACAACUCCUCUUCAGAAAUAAUCAGAACAGUAGCUCCCGAGUGGCGCAGCGGCCUGCAUCGCAGUGCUUGAGGCGUCACUAAAGCCCCGGGUUUGAUCCCAGGCUGUGUCACAGCCGGCCGUGACCGGGAGAUCCAUGAGGCGGCGCACAAUUGGCCCAGCGUCCGGGUUAGGGGAGGGUUUGGCCGGCCGGGAUUUCCUUGUCCCAUCACGCUCUAGCGACUCCUUGUGGCAGCCCGGGUGCCUGCAAACUGACUUCGGUCACCAGUUGGACGGUGUUUCCUCCAACACAUUGGUGCGGCUGGCUUCCGGGUUAAGCGAGCAGUGUGUCAAGAAGCAGUGCGGCUUGGCAGGGUCGUGUUUCGGAGGACGCAUGGCUCUCGACCUUCGCCUCUCCCGAGUGCGUAGGGGAUUUGCAGCGAUGGAAAAAGACUGUAACUACCAAUUGGAUAUCACGAAAAUGGUGGAGAAAAAGGGGUAUAUAAAAUAAAAAUAAUCAGAACAGUUAAUUAAAAUGUUGAACGUAAAACAUACAGUGAGGGGAAAAAAGUAUUUGAUCCCCUGCUGAUUUUGUACGUUUGCCCACUGACAAAGACAUGAUCAGUCUAUAAUUUUAAUGGUAGGUUUAUUUGAACAGUGAGAGACAGAAUAACAACAAAAAAAUCCAGAAAAACGCAUGUCAAAAAUGUUAUAAAUUGAUUUGCAUUUUAAUUAGGGAAAUAAGUAUUUAACCCCUCUGCUAAACAUGACUUAGUACUUGGUGGCAAAACCCUUGUUGGCAAUCACAGAGGUCAGACGUUUCUUGUAGUUGGCCACCAGGUUUGCACACAUCUCAGGAGGGAUUUUGUCCCACUCCUCUUUGCAGAUCUUCUCCAAGUCAUUAAGGUUUUGAGGCUGACAUUUGGCAACUCGAACCUUCAGCUCCCUCCACAGAUUUUCUAUGGGAUUAAGGUCUGGAGACUGGCUAGGCCACUCCAGGACCUUAAUGUCCUUCUUCUUGAGCCACUCCUUUGUUGCCUUCGCCAUGUGUUUUGGGUCAUUGUCAUGCUGGAAUACCCAUCCACGACCCAUUUUCAAUGCCCUGGCUGAGGGAAGGAGGUUCUCACCCAAGAUUUGACAGUACAUGGCCCCGUCCAUCGUCCCUUUGAUGCGGUGAAGUUGUCCUGUCCCCUUAGCAGAAAAACACCCCCUAAGCAUAAUGUUUCCACCUCCAUGUUUAACGGUGGGGAUGGUGUUCUUGGGGUCAUAGGCAGCAUUCCUCCUCCAAACACGGCGAGUUGAGUUGAUGCCAAAGAGCUCGAUUUUGGUCUCAUCUGACCACAACACUUUCACCCAGUUCUCCUCUGAAUCAUUCAGAUGUUCAUUGGCAAACUUCAGACAGGCCUGUAUAUGUGCUUUCUUGAGCAGGGGGACCUUGCGGGCGCUGCAGGAUUUCAGUCCUUCACGGCGUAGUGUGUUACCAAUUGUUUUCUUGGUGACUAUGGUCCCAGCUGCCUUGAGAUCAUUGACAAGAUCCUCCCGUGUAGUUCUGGGCUGAUUCCUCACCGUUCUCAUGAUAAUUGCAACGCCACGAGGUGAGAUCUUGCAUGGAGCCCCAGGCCGAGGGAGAUUGCCUGUUCUUUUGUGUUUCUUCCAUUUGCGAAUAAUCGCACCAACUGUUGUCACCUUCUCACCAAGCUGCUUGGCGAUGGUCUUGUAGCCCAUUCCAGCCUUGCGUAGGUCUACAAUCUUGUCCCUGACAUCCUUGGAGAGCUCUUUGGUUUUGGCCAUGGUGGAGAGUUUGGAAUAUGAUUGAUUGAUUGCUUCUGUGGACAGGUGUCUUUUAUACAGGUAACAAGCUGAGAUUAGGAGCACUCCCUUUAAGAGUGUGCUCCUAAUCUCAGCUCGUUACCUGUAUAAAAGACACCUGGGAGCCAAAAAUCUUUCUGAUUGAGUGGGGGUCAAAUACUUAUUUCCCUCAUUAAAAUGCAAAUCAAUUUAUAACAUUUUUGACAUGCGUUUUUCUGGAUUUUUUUGUUGUUAUUCUGUCUCUCACUGUUCAAAUAAACCUACCAUUAAAAUUAUAGACUAAUCAUUUCUUUGUCAGUGGGCAAACGUACAAAAUCAGCAGGGGAUCAAAUACUUUUUUCCCUCACUGUAUGCUAUUAUUUAUUCUAAACCUGCAUGUGUGGAAGAGAACAGAGAAUCUUAUAGAUGUUACUCUAUGGUUUCCAACUUUCUUGGUAUUACUGCCUGAGUGAUCUUCUGUUGCUUACACCGGAUUUGUCUUCUGCUGUAAUUCUAAACAAGCAAACAAAAGGCUUCCAUAUCUUCUGAUUCCAGAACCAGUCUGAUUCUUUGAGAAUGUCUGAGGUUUGGUUUAGAUUAGUUUGGCUGUAUUUAUUUUUCUUCUAAACAGCUGCACUAGGACCAGGGAUAGGGCUAAAUCUCUCAUUUUUAAAAUGUAACCCUUCAACCCGAUAAGAAUUCCUUUUACGUCAAACAAACCUAUCGUGCAGUUCACUUUGGAAUCUCCAAUCCUCUCUCCCUUUUCUCAUCCGUCAAGCAAAGUUGUAAGUUAAUAACUCUCCAUACGUAUUUAGCAGGCAAGGCCUGGCAGACGUUUUUAUAGAGUCUGACCUGGCUGCAUUUUAACACUGUGUCCUUUUGUAUUUUUUUCAGGAAUGGGUGACAGCCACAGAUAUCAAAGUGACCCUGAACAGGCUCAACACAUUCGGAGAUGAAGUUUUCAAUGAUCCCAAGGUCCUGAAAUCCUACUACUACGCUAUCUCAGACUUUGCAGUGGGAGGAAGGUGAGAGUGGUUCCCUCUGCAUUAUGCUAUCUCUAUCUUGCAACAGCUGUUGGCAGCUUCCACUGCCUGGCUUUUCCCUUGUGCACAGAUUAUUUUCUUUUCUUUUACCAAUACCAUUGAAUAUAGCAAUUUCACACACACACACACACACAAAUAUAUUUUCUAUGAAUAAUUAAUUGUACACGUUUUUAAUUUGGUGUUGUCUACUAGAAAUGUUAGCAUAAAAAGGAAAAAUGACAGCAAAUAAUUUAUUCCUAUAAAAUUCCUUUAAAGGAUGAGGCCCUGUCUGUUAGCCACACAGCGUGUUUUCUUUAGUGCAGAUUCACAAAAAAAAUAAAUGGGGAUGAGGAUAUGGAAUGUCUACAAGGAUAGGAUUCAGUCUGUUGGAUUAAAGAAAAAAAGUAUAAUUCACGAUCAUUAUCAAACCUCAAGUGCUGACAACAAAGAUGUUUUUGUCUGGGUGGUGUUAGCUAAAUCAAUCAUCUAAAGUAGCAUAGUCUGUUGACUUCAGAUCAAGUUCAUAUCACAUAUCUGGCCCCAUUUUACUUUGUGUGGGUUCAUUCUCAGGGGCUCAACCAAAAAAUAUCCCUCCCAAGUUUUGAACUGAAAAGCCAGAAGAGAAGAGAAGAGGGGAUCAGACACUUAUUUUUUAUUUAACCUUUAUUUAACUAGGCAAGUCAGUUAAGAACAAAUUCUUAUUUAUAGUGACGGCCUACACCGGCCAAACCUCCCUAUGGGACUCCCAAUCACGGCUGGUUGUGAUACAGCCUGGAAUCGAACCAGGGUGUCUGUAGUGACGCCUCAAGCACUGAAAUGCAGUGCCUUAGACCACUGCGUCACUCGGGAGCCAAGUGUUAAACUGCCCCCUUGCCGCUGCAGUGUCUUUUCACCUUAAUCUGUUUUGAAAUAUAGAGCAGAUUUCCAUUACACAGCCACAUUGUUGGCAUUCCUGCUUGGGAGUUCUGGAUUACAGUGCACAGAAACCGGAAUGGGGCGGGCCCCGAUAUGACGACAGAGUUGAGUCCAAAGACCAAGCCGGGCCAAGCUCUGGUGUAGUAGGACUACUCUCCACCUGUCAGGGCACCAAGUUCACUGUCCACCGGUCAGCCAUGUCAACACUUCUACCAGCUAGCCUAUAUAUCUGGCUGAUUGUACAGAUACUACAAAAUGGAAAAGACAGUGAGAGAGGUUUGCUUUGGUUUUUUAGAUGAACAAACAGCCUAUUCUGUUUAAUAGGCCCCAAAUGCUUCCUUCCUGUUGUCACUUUUUCCACACUUCGCUGCCAAGGAACACCUGAAACAAUACCCAAAGGUUGCUGCCAUGCAAAUCUUCUCUUGUUCGGAAGGGCUCUGUCGAGGUGUCUCAGGUGGAGAAUGUUCAACCCUUCUGCAUUGGGCAAACACCAUGGAGUUAUCAGACCAAAUAAAACUCUCCCAGUGUCAAAAUUGAUUUGGCUAAAGGUGUAAUAGGAAUGUAUUUGUUGAUGGAUCAUGAAGUCAAAUUAUAUUUAAGUGUUUUUGGUGAUUUCCAACAACACAUACUUAGAGUAAUGACUUAAAAAAAAAAAAAAAAGAUGUAGGCUACAAAUAGUGGUGUGUUAUAGAUGGGCCUAGAUGGAGUCCACAUUGACGGCAAAGUUGCUGCUAUCUGUCAAAUGCUGAUGUAGAUAGAUGAAUACCUAUUUGUAGAAGAUUGUAAAUAUAACCAUGCUGCUAUCAUGUGAUAACAGGUCACCCACUUAAAAAAGCUUGCAUACAAAGGACAAAGGUGACUGACUUAUAUGAUUGCACUGGAAAUCAGUGCAGCUGAUAUACCAUAUGGUUGGAGUGUUAGACUGUUUAACCAAGUAAUCACGUCUGUUAGGUUAAUCAAUAACUGAGUCCCAUUCGAUGCUUACAGUCCGGUCCUCUAAGACCAGAGCAAAAGACCACUGGUCAGAGACCAUAUUCAUAAAGCGUCUCAGAGUAGGAGUACUGAUCUAGGAUCAGUUUUUGCCAAUUACAUCAUAAUGAAUAAUAUGACGUAGAUAGCGGGGACUUGAUCCUCCUACUCUUAGAGGCUUUGUGAAUACGGCCCAGAUGUUUGAAUUGUGCGUUGUAACUCUCAUGAUGACUAACAGACUCCACUGUUCCAGGUGCAAGUGCAACGGCCAUGCGAGUGAGUGUGUGAAAAACAAUGGUUUCGUCAAGCCGGUUUGCAACUGCAAGCACAACACGGAGGGCGAUGACUGCAAUGUGUGCAAGCCAUUCUACAACGACCGUCCCUGGAGGAGAGCUACAGCCAAUAACCCUAACGAGUGUCUGCGUAAGUCAGUCCCAUGCCGUCCCUAAUGGCACCCUUUUCCCUAUGUAGUGCUAUACUUUUGACCAGAGCUCUAUGGGCCCUAGUAGGGGCCCUGGUCAAAAGUAGUGCACUACAUAGGGAAUAGGAUACCAUUUGGGACACAGACCAAGAGAUUAGUGUCUGCUUAAGUCCCAAAGCAAGGGAUCCUUCCUGUUUCUGUGCAGGCCAGGCCAGGCAGACAUUCAUAUCAUACUGCAAAUGCAUAACUAAUUCGGUUCAGAACAGUCCACACCCCACUUCUCACACUCAAUUCCACACCCACCUCAAUCUGCUUCAGGCCACAUAAUCUACCAUUUAGGGAAAAGUACACCUGAUAUGUAAAAUGUGCCAAAUGAAAUGCCCCACCCUUUAAUGCAGGGAAGAUUCAGUAUGAUAUUUCUGUUCCAUAUUGGUAUCUGUCUCUACCACCUCCUUUCCCCUAUACAGUACCUAUACAUUGAACCCAUACAUAUGUUGUCCCUAAAACGGUAUGGUGUUUACCAAAGCCUGGUAUGGCAAAUUUGCUUUUCCCACUCUGAAAUCCGACAGUUUAAAUUCUACUGCUCCCUCCCCAAUAUACACAUACAUUGAUCUCACCCACACAUUGUCCUUUAAAUUUGAAUGGGAUAAACUAAUGGCUACUUUUGCUGAUGUUCCCAGCGUGCAACUGUAAUGGCAAGAGUGCAGAGUGCUACUUUGACCCUGAGCUGUACCGUGCCACUGGCCACGGAGGACACUGCCGCAACUGUGCCGACAACACUGACGGGCCCAACUGUGAGCGCUGCCUGGACAACUACUACAGAGACGGAUCUGGCACCCGCUGCCUGCCCUGCAGCUGCAACCCAGUAGGUGAGUGUCUGGGGUCUAUACCAAUAAAUACUUAUGUGCAUCCAAAAUGGCACUCUAUUCCCUACAUAGUGCACUACUUUUGACCAGAGGGUUAUGGGCCCUGAUCAAAAGUUGUGCGCUACAUAGGGAAUAGGGUGCCAUUUGGAACGUAGACUUACUGUUUCUAUUAGGGUUAAAGGAUAAGUACAGUAUGAAGCCAGGCUUUGUUGUGAAGGGACUGCCCUUGGUGCUGUUUUAUGGGAUUCAGCGACGAACCACAAGUCUUAAUUAGGGCUGGGAAUUGCCAGGGACCUCACAAUACGAUACUAUCACGAUACUUAGGUGCUGAUACGAUAUAUAUUGCAAUUCUCACGAUUCUAUAUGUAUUGCGAUUUGAUACUGCAAUUUUAUUGCAAUUUGAUGUUCCAAACAUAUUGCUCCAUAUACUGUAUGUCUGCUGCAGACAGACAAAAGAGAGCGUGAGAAAAUUUGUUUUGAUCAGUCAUGGAAAUAAAAGCGCUGAAAACAUGUUGACUCACUAUUUAAGAAAAAGGGAGAACAAGCUAUAGGAUGAAAAAUACUGCCGUUUUGGCACAGGUUCAGCCGACUAGCACUAGCUACCUAGCAAAAAAAAAAUAUAUAUAUACUUUGAGUCAAAGUAUCUAUAUAAUGUUGUCCAAAAUAAUAUCUUGAUAAGUAACUACUGAUUCCCCCCCCCCCCAAUCACUGGUCUUAAUGUUUCAUUAAAUACUGUUUCAAUUGGGGUAAAAAGAGAACUACAAAUCAAAAAAACAUGUCACAUGCGCCGAAUACAACAGGUGUAGACCUUACUGUGAAAUGCUUACUUACAAGCCCUUAACCAACAAUGCAGUUCAAGAAAUAGUUAAGAAAAUAUUUACUAAUAAACUAAAGUAAAAAAUUAAAUAAAAAGUGACACAAGAAAAUUACAUAACAAUAACGAGGCUAUAUACAGCAUGAAGGUAGGCUUUGUUUUGUAGUGCUGUGGGUUACGGUUUUAUUGGAUUGAGAGACGAACCCCAAGUCUUAAUAGGUUACAGCUGCGGUUGUCGCCAGUAUGUUACGUUUCAUACAUCCUCUGCUCUGUAACCUCAUAUGCUACCUUAUUGUGCAAUGUUUAACCUAAUGAAAACCACUGCAAAACACAUGUGACAUCGAUACCACUUUAGCUGCCAAUACGGGUUAUUAGAACAAGACUGUCCACAUGUGGUGUGAAUUAAACCAUGAUUGCCUGCAUGUGUGUAGCAGUGUGUUGAAAUGAUGAACUGAGGUUGAUCUGUGCUUCUUGCUCUUCCUCUCUACUGCCAGGCUCUCUGGCCACUCAGUGUGACAACACGGGACGCUGCAGCUGUAAACCAGGUGUGAUGGGGGACAAGUGUGACCGCUGCCAACCUGGCUUCCACACCUUGACCGAAGCAGGCUGCAGGUAUAAACCAGCACUAACAAGCCAAUCACUCUUGCCAGCCACUCAGCUACAUGUCAUAUUGAUAUUUUUACUGCUCCAGAUCAAACAAUCUUAACGUUUUAUUAUGGUUCGUUCGGAUGUAUUUAUCGUUUGCGCUUCAUGUGUUUAUUUGGGAGUGAGAUGGAGCCCGUCAAUUUUGGAGUGUAUCCCAAAUGGGACCCUACUCCCAAUAUAGUGCACUACUUUUGACCAGGGCUCUGGUCAAAGGUAGUGCACUAUAGAGGGAAUAGGAUACCAUUUUGGAUGCAGUUUGGAGUUCUGUGCCAGGCCAGCAAUGGUCCUUUUACUUUAAGUCAGGAUAUAAACAGGCUCGCAGCAGGCCUGCUUUAGAUGGUGGCUGUCAGAUCCAUGCUGUUUAUGUGAAUGGCUGUGCUUCCCCUCUCCCCUCCCCCAUCCCUCUGCUCUCCAGACCUUGCUCCUGUAACCCUUCCGGAAGCACACAGGAGUGUGAUGUCCAGACAGGCCGUUGCCAGUGCAAGGACAACGUGGAGGGCUUCAGCUGUGACAGGUCAGCGUCAGACCUACUCGGUCUCUCCGCCACAGGGAUUCAUUACACAGACACACACACACCACAGAGGGACAGUACACACAAAAACAUGAUUUCCUUAUACCGAAAAGACACGGUGUCUUUUCAGUUAGGAAUGUCUUUGUCUGGGAAUAUUUAUGGAUUUAGAGUGAAACAGGGUUGCAAAAGUCACUUAGGCAGUGAAAUACGAGUUGGCUCCAUUCAGCUAGUGCAACACAGUUUGCGGUAUUGUUCAUUGGGGAGGGAAACUGUUUUAAAGCUACUUCGCAUUGCAGCAUUUCAGCUCCUCUUCUGUUAUGACAUCCUUAGGUUAAACUACAGAUGUUUAAAAGCAGCCCCUGACACACAGAAACACAGGAGAGUACCCCUCUCUCAGUGAAAGAAUGCUCUGUAUGUGUGCAAAAUGGAAUUAGACCGGCCACAUGGCUCCCCUAGCAGCGAAGGAGAAAAUAGCCCAUAGAUAGCUCACUCCUCCCCACUGAGACAGACUGGCAGCCAGGCCUUCUAUGGCUUCUCCCAAGCCCAGUCAGUCACCACUGCCUUGUCUGCUGCCUGGAACAGUCUUCCCUCUGCCUUUGUGCAAUGGCCACCACCUAACCCCCUCUCAUCCCUCUACCCCAGAUCUCCCACCCCCAACAACAGCACCUUUCCCCUCCACAACCCCAGCUCCACAGAUGCUGGUGGGUGUAACAUUCCUCCCAGCCACCCAGCUGGGUCACAGAUGGAAUUAAUGAUCCCCCCCAGUGUGGAUGCAUCCCAAAUAGCACCCUAUUCCCUAUAAUGUGGCCUGGUCAAAAGUAAUACACUAUAUAAGGAAUAGGAUGCCAUUUGGGACACAUACAGUUUGUCAGAUGCUGCAUGGUCACUCACAACAAGAGACUGAAAUUACAGACCGGUGUUUGUCUGUCUGCCUUUUAGGCGACAGCAGUUUCACAGUCUAAUAAAUUGUCAUUCUCCCUGGCUGUCAUUCGAUUAAACUGUCAACGCAUUUUAAUCUCUGUUGAAAUGUAUACCCAUAUCAUAUGAGGACGAGAAAGGCGAUAUGGGGCUCAUUAUAGAAUAUAGCCCACGCCUCAAACUGAAUGUCAAUAGUUUCACAUACAGUGCCUUCAGAAAGUAUUCGUACCCCUUGACUUAUUCCACAUUUUGUUGUUACAGCCUGAAUUCAAAAUUGAUGAAAUAUAUUUUUUUUCUCUCACCCAUCUACAGACAAUACCCCAUAAUGACAAAGUGAAAACAUGUUUUGAGACAUUUUGGCAAAUUUAUUGAAAAUGAAAUAGAGAGAAAUCUAAUUUACAUAAGUAUUCACACCCCUGAGUCAAUACAUGUUAUAAUCACCUUUGGUAGCGAUUACACCUGUGAUUAUUUCUGGGUAAGUCUCGGAGAGCAUUGCACACCUGGAUUGUACAAUAUUUGCAUUUAAAAACAUGUUUUAUUCUUCAAGCUCUGUCAAGUUGGUUGUUGAUCAUUGCUAGACAGCUAUUUUCAAGUCUUGCCAUAGAUUUUCAAGUAGAUUUAAGUCAAAACUGUAAUUCGGCCACUCAGGAACAUUCAAUGUCUUGGUGAGCAACUCCAGUGUAUAUUUGGCCUUGUGUUUUAGGUUAUUGUCCUGCUGAAAGGUGAAUUCAUCUCCCUAUGUCUGGUGGAAAGCAGACUGAACCAGGUUUUACUCUAGGAUUUUGCCUGUGCUUAGCUCCAUUCCGUUUCUUUUUUAUCCUGAAAAACUCGCUAGUCCUUAACGAUUACAAGAAUACCCAUAACAUAAUUGAGCCACCACUAUGCUUGAAAAUAUGGAUAGUGGUACUCAGUAAUGUGUUGUAUUGGAUUUGCCCCAAACAUAACACUUUGUAUUCAGGACAAAAAGUUAAUUGCUUUGCCACAUUCUUUGCAGUGUUACUUUAGUGCCUUGUUGCAAACAGGAUGCAUGUUUUGGAAUAUUUUAUUAUGUACAGGCAUCCUUCUUUUCACUCUGUCAAUUAGGUUAGUAUUGUCGAGUAACUGCAAUGUUGUUGUUGAUCCAUCCUCAGUUUUUUCCUAUCACAGCCAUUCAACUCUUAACUGUUUUAAAGUCACCAUUGGCCUCAUGGUGAAAUCCCUGAGCGGUUUCCUUUCUCUCCGGCAACUGAGUUAUGAAGGACGCGUGUAUCUUUGUAGGGACUGGGUUUAUUAAUACACCAUCCAAAGUGUAAUUGAUAACGUCACCAUGCUCAGAUAUUAAUUUGUAGUUUUACCCAUCUACCAAUAGGUGCCCUUCUUUGCAAGGUAUUGGAAAACCUCCCUGGUCUUUGUGGUUGAAUCUGUGUUUGAAAUUCACUGCUCGACUGAGGGACCAUACAGAUAAUUGUAUGUGUGGUGUACAGAGACGAGGUAGUCAUUCAGAAAUCAUGUUAAAAACAAUUAUUGCACACAGUCCAUGGAACUUAUUAUGUGGCUUGUUAAGCAAACGUUUACUCCUGAACUUAUUUAGGCUUGCCAUAAAGGGGUUGAAUACUUAUUGACUCGAGACAGUUCAGCUUUUCAUUUGUAAUUAAUUAGUAAACAUUUCGAAAAACACAAUUCCACUUUGACAUUAUGGCCAGUGACACAGAAUCUCAAUUUAAUCCAUUUUAAAUUCAGGCAGUAACACAACAAAAUGUGGAAAAGGUCAACGGGUGUUUUACCUCCGUUUUAUACAGUUAACUUUUUAUGAAAUCAAUUAACUAUAUGUUGACUAUCUACAGUAUUUGCAGAUUUAGACUUACCCAUUGCUCAUAUCCAUUUUUAUGGAAGUUGCUAUUAAAAGGCAAAUGUGGUUUAUUUUAGGUGUAAGCUGGGCUACUUCAACAUGGACCCCCAGAACCCUCAGGGUUGCACUCCAUGCUUCUGCUUCCAGCACUCCUCUGUCUGUGACAGCGCUGAAGGCUACAGCAUCGACACCGUCUCCUCCACCUUCGACAGAGGUGAGCCCAUUUUCACCUUUUCAUUAUGGGCUGUUCUGGCUCGGACAAGGCUUUGAUUUUAUUAAGCUGGAGUAAGUUUCUAGAAAUAUUCAGAAAGUAUGCAAAUAUCACUUAAGUUUUGGUACAUUCGGAGAGGUUGUUGUGAUGUAAAGAUAUGACUUGAUAGAAUUGAAUGUAACAAACAUGAAACCUGUUCCUAGAUGAUGAGCAGUGGACAGGCCAGCAGCGUGACGGCUCCAGUGUUUCAGUCCAGUGGUCCGCUGGUGGAGAGGAGAUCUCCCUCAUCUCCGAAGACUACUUCCCCAUGUACUUUGUGGCUCCAGGUACUGUGUGACUGACACUAACUCAAAUACUUUUAUUGUGAAAGAGGCUUUCUUUUUCUUCUACUAUUUGAAUAAUUCAUUGGAGUGAGCCUAUGGGGAAACUGUGAUUGCCCCAAAGACCAAUGGGAGAUGGUGUCUUAUCUAAAUUGUGGUGACUUUGUUGAAGUGAUUUUAUCAAGUAUUUUCUUAUCUCAUUACUGUAGAGAGGUUCCUGGGCAAUCAGCUGCUGAGCUACGGCCAGAACCUCACCCUGAACUUCCGGGUGGACAGGAGAGACACGCGCCUCUCAGCUGAGGAUGUGGUUCUGGAGGGGGCUGGCCUCAGAGUGGCUGUGCCUCUCAUUGCUCAGGGAAAUGCUUAUCCUGGAGAGAACAUGCAGACAUUUGUAUUCAGGUGGGUGGAAAUCAUACAACCAUAACCCAGAGAUGUGUAUAGAAUACCAGCACAACAAAAGUUAAUCAUUUGAAGUAUGAAAGGUGACUUUUUACAGCAUAUUCUGUGGUAAUAACAUAAUGUAGAAAUUGUCACAUAGAAAGCAAACGCAUAAAAAAAGUUGUCUUAUGUUAUCUGAUGUUGUGAAUGCCCCACUAACUGUGUUCUGUUUUUUUUCUGUCAGGCUCCACGACAGCACAGACUACCCCUGGAGGCCCACCCUCACUCACUCAGAGUUCCAGAAGCUUCUGCACAAUCUGACGUCCAUCAAGAUCCGUGGCACCUAUAGCGAGAGAAGUAUGCACCCACUCUUCCACCUCACCUCAUUUCACUAUGUAAACCAUACAUACAUCCUGGUUCAGGGCCUGUUUUCAUAAAGUAUCUCAGAGUAGGAGUACUGAUCUAUAAUCAUGUUUCCCCGGUCCAUAUAAUCUUAUGUAUUAUGAUCUAAAACACAAAAAAACUGAUCCUAGAUCAGCACUGCUACUUAGAGACGCUUUAUGAAGUAGGCCCAGGACUACAGUAGUAUCUGUAGGAUUGGACCAUGACAAGCAGCAUGUUAGGUAGGUCUAGUGAACUGAUAAGCUUGGAUUUCAUAUCCUUUUAUCAGUUCUGAGGACAUCUCUCAGCUAAUCACGGAGAGGAUUUUGAAACUCCUUUCUAGUCAUAAUAUUAGUGCGCAGGUAAUGGCUGAAUUUUUCUCAUUUCCCCUAAAGACACAACGUGGUGAUGUUUUCCCCUGUUAUUGAAGUCAUCAGAUCCUCUCAGAACAAAUAUCCAGAUAACUCGAAGGGCAAAGACAUAGUAAUAUGCAGUUACCCCACUACUUUAGACAUGACCAGUGAGGCCUAAUCAAUGCAAUAAAAAUGAAAAGCUGGGAGACAAGAAUGUUGGUGGUCGGUCUGUAUCUUUGAUUCCAUGUUCACAACAGUGGGCAAGUCACUUUGGUCACCGUUUCGGCCUAGUGGCCUUUCUCAAGACAAGAUGCAUGAUCUAAUCAAUGCUCAUCGUUCCCCAGGUGCUGGUUACCUUGACGAUGUGAAGCUGAUCACGGCGAGGAGAGGUCCCGGGAGCCCGGCUCGCUGGGUAGAGAAGUGUACCUGCCCUCAGGGCUACGUGGGACAGCACUGUGAGAGGUGCGCCCUGGGAUACAGGAGGAGUAGACCAGACCUGGGGCCCUUCAGUUCCUGUGAUGCUUGCAACUGUAAUGGACACAGUGACAAGUGCAACCCCGACACAGGUCAGUGCAAUGACAAUGACAGUCCCAAAUGGCAGCCUAUUCCCUAUGUAGUGCACUACUUUAGAGCAGGGCCCAUAGGGAAACGACAAAGCCCAGAGGAGUAGGGGUUAGAGACGAGUCCUCAAUCACCACAUGACUGGUUGGGUAAAUGUCCCAGACAGGAGUCAUGCAGUGGACUUGGGCCCUACUGUAUUUUUAUCUGCUAUGGCUAUGGCUAAUUGUGUCUGUGUUUAGAACCGUGGAAUGUUCAACAUUAAAUGUCCUCUUUUAUAGUAGAGUGGAACAGAACAGAGAUUAACAGAUCACACUAACGUCAGCCAGUAAUAACACUCUGCUAUAAAGAGAUGUAUCUGUGUGCCCAAUGGUUUAAAACAUGACUGAUGGGCAGCCUACUCUCUCCUCAUCUACUCUAAAGAUGUGUCUGGAUGGAAAACUCUCAUCUGUCUUAGACUCCCCUCUGCUGGCUGCUAAAGACAUGACGUGUGUGUUUUUGACGUGUCUGUUUGAAGGGAUGUGUGACUGCCGACACAACACAGCUGGGCUCAGUUGUGAGAGGUGUAAAGAUGGAUACUAUGGAGACUCCACUGUGGGGAGUUCCAGCGACUGCAAACCCUGCCCCUGCCCCGGAGGAUCCACUUGUGCUGUUGUGUUCAAGACCAAGGAGGUUGUCUGCACCAACUGUCCUACUGGAACCACAGGUAAUAAUAAAUGAUUUGGUGUACACUUUUUUUAUUAAACAUAUAAAUAAUCUGGGAUUGAGACAGACAAUCGACUUUACAGUUAACCCACUUUGUAGAAACAUAGAACCACGAGUAAUUAGAACUGGUUGGAGUACUCUGUUGAUUUGUUUUGAAUGUCUUUAAAAAUACUUGUUUAAUUACUUACUAUUCAUUCCCAAAAUGUUAGUGUAAACAGUUAAAAACAUAAAUAAUUUUCCAAAGUGUCUUUAUUGUAUGUGCUUAUUUCUCUAUUUAGUUUAGAAGUUGUUGGUAUGGAAGCUUAUAUUCACAUAUAUUCAUAAUCAUGUAAUCCAAACUAUGAAUUGCGUCUUUCCCCAGGCAAGCGCUGCGAGCUGUGUGAUGAUGGUUUCUUCGGAGACCCCCUGGGGGAGAAUGGGCAGGUAAGGGUGUGUCGGGCCUGUAAGUGUACCGACAACAUCGACCCCAACGCUGUGGGCAACUGUGACAGAGAGACCGGGGAGUGCCUCAAGUGUAUCUACAACACAGAUGGCUUCUUCUGCGACCGCUGCAGAGAGGGCUUCUAUGGAAACCCUCUGGCCACCAACCCCAACGACAAGUGCAAACGUAAGACGAGAAAAUGACGACCAGCAUGACCCUCCUGUAUUAAUGGGUGUCUCUUCCCCCUCCUGUAUUAACGGGUGUCUCUUCCCCCUCCUGUAUUAACGGGUGUCUCUUCCCCCUCCUGUAUUAACGGGUGUCUCUUCCCCCUCCUGUAUUAACGGGUGUCUCUUCCCCCUCCUGUAUUAACGGGUGUCUCUUCCCCCUCCUGUAUUAACUGGUGUCUCUUCCCCCUCCUGUAUUAACUGGUGUCUCUUCCCCCUCCUGUAUUAACGGGUGUCUCUUCCCCCUCCUGUAUUAACGGGUGUCUCUUCCCCCACCUGUAUUAACGGGUGUCUCUUCCCCCUCCUGUAUUAACUGGUGUCUCUUCCCCCUCCUGUAUUAACGGGUGUCUCUUCCCCCUCCUGUAUUAACGGGUGUCUCUUUCUCCUCCUGUAUUAACGGGUGUCUCUUCCCCCUCCAGUAUGAACGGGUGUCUCUUCUCCCCUCCUGUAUUAACGGGUGUCUCUUCUCCCCUCCUGUAUUAACGGGUGUCUCUUCCCCCUCCUGUAUUAACGGGUGUCUCUUCCCCCUCCUGUAUUAACGGGUGUCUCUUCCCCCUCCUGUAUUAACGGGUGUCUCUUCCCCCUCCUGUAUUAACGGGUGUCUCUUCACCCACCUGUAUUAACGGGUGUCUCUUCACCCUCCUGUAUUAACGGGUGUCUCUUCUCGCUCCUGUAUUAAUGGGUGUCUCUUCUCGCUCCUGUCCCCAAAUAGACAAAGUGUUCUAUUCCAUUGUAUCCUGUGUACAGUUCAGUUCCAUGUACAAUACAGAGAUCAUGCCGUGAUGCUUGCCGUGUUAGCCAUGGGUUUCUCUUGUCUCUCCUGUCCCCAGCCUGCUCCUGCUCUCCGUAUGGCACAGUGGACAGACAGACCAGCUGUCCACAGGUCACAGGCCAGUGCCAGUGUUUCCCCCACGUCACCAACAGGGACUGCAGCACCUGUGAGCCUGGCUUCUUCAACCUGAAGAGCGGAACAGGCUGUGAAGGGUCAGUAACAGUAACCACUCUGCCAACACCUCAAUAUGGAUAUUUAGUAUAAAUAUUUCUUAGUAGGAAUAGAGGUCUAUGAAGCUUUUACCUGACUGAUUUUCAUCACUGUACCUCAAAUAUCGAUGUUUUCUUAUUGGAAAUAGAGGUCUGUAAUACGAUAUCUGUCGUGUUUCGAUCGCUGGUAUGUUUCUAAGUUGAAAUGUGCCUUGACGUUCUUUGAUAUCAUGACAGAUGCAACUGCAAUCCUACUGGGUCCACCAACGGUCAGUGUGACAUCGGUUCCGGUCAGUGUGAAUGCCAGCCCGGUGUCACCGGUCAGCGCUGUGAACGCUGCGAGGUCAACUUCUUCGGAUUCGGAUCGUCAGGCUGCAAACGUACGCUUUCUCUUUCUUAAGUCUCUCUUUAAUCUCUCUUUAACAUGAUGAAACUCUAAGAAUGCGUCAUAAUGAGCCAUGCAGCUGUGUGACUAUAUCACUUGAGUAGGUUGUGACAUGGUCUAAUGGGAAGAGAAUAUCAUCAUAACCUGAAGACUGUCUUACUGUAUUUAUUGUCAUUAUAGAUUUUCAACCUGCACUCUGAAAUCACACUCAUAUUUCAAGAGCCUCUUUAAUUUUGGCCAGUUUCUCAUUUCUCUCUCUUCUUCCUCUACUCCAGCGUGCGACUGCGACCCAGAGGGCUCCUCGACGGCCCAGUGUAAAGAAGAUGGCCGCUGUGAGUGCCGUCCAGGCUUCGUGGGAGCCAGGUGUGACAUGUGUGAGGAGAAUUACUUCUACAACCGCUCUACUCCUGGCUGCCAGCAGUGUCCGUCCUGUUAUUCCCUCGUCAGAGACAAGGUAAAGACUCUUGGUGUUGUUUUCAUCAGUGGAUUAUUUUUGUCAAUAAAGUUUAGUUCUAGUACACCAUCUCUCUUCCUUCCUUUCCUGUCUCUCCACAGUCUCUGUCCAAUAAACUUGAAAAAUCCCCCAAAAAAUAUUUAAGAAAGUUGAGUGUGCUGUAUAGCUGCAUAGGCAACCACUCUAAACAUUGUGGUAUUACUCUUACAUAGGUGAACCAGCAGAGACAGAAGCUGCAUGACCUGCAGACUUUGAUUGACAACCUGGGCUCCACGUCAGAGACUGUGAGUGACAAGGCGUUUGAGGACCGACUGAAGGAGGCAGAGAAAGCCAUCAUGGACCUACUGGAGGAGGCUCAGACCAGCAAAGGUACAAGCCUUGACCCUUUCGGGGAUUUUAUGAUAUUGAAAUGUAAUGUCUCGCUUGCUUGAAGGAAUGCUGUUCUAUUCAAUAGCUGUUAGAUGAAAUUGAUCAUGUGAAUGUUGUAGGACAUAAUGGAUCAAUCAAACAAACGUUAGGGGAAUUUGAUGGUGUCACUAGGUUGAAGCAAUGCUGUUCUAGUCAACUAGAAUUAGAUCAAAUGAAUCAUGAAUUUGAGUUGUUUUUUUAAGAUAUUGGAAGAUGGGUGUAACAGAGUGAAGGGUUGAGGCAGGGAUUGAACCCCGGUCUCUGGGGCCGUACAUGUACAUAUAUACAUGGGAGUAUUUCCGCUCAGAAUGGGAGUUGUGAAUGCUGCUUUUGUUUUUUCAGAUGUGGACAAAGGCCUGCUGGAGCGCCUGGGGAACCUGAACAACACACUGACCACUCAGUGGAAUCGUCUGCAGAACAUCAGGAACACCGUGGACAACACCGGAACCCAGGCCGACAAGGCCCGCAACCGGGUCCAAGACGCCGAGAACCUGAUCGGCCGCGCCCGCGAGGAACUGGACAAGGCCAAGGAUGCCAUCAGCAAACUGGUGGGUCAUCCCGUAAUUAAUUUAGAAAAAUGUGACGUCAGUAACUAAAGAUGCGUCCCAAAUCGUACCCUAUUCCCUAUAUAGUACACCACUUUUGCUCAUAGGGCCCUGGUCAAAAUUAGUGAAUUAUAUAGGGAAAAGGAUGCCAUUUGGGAUGCACCCUAAGACAUUUGGAGCACUGAUUGCAUGAUCUCACCGCAUGAUCUAAUUUGGAUGUAGUAUAUUUUUACUGUUACUAUUCUUGUUGCAUAAACCCUUAGUCCAUGUUUGUUUCCAACCAUAGCACAAUGAUGAAUGCCUUCUUCCUGCAUGAGAAAAACAACAGGAAGUUAAUUGAUUCCCUACUUUAUUAUUUUUCUCCUCCAGGACAUCAAAGCACCCUCAAUCACUGGAGAUCCUAACAACAUGACCCUUCUGGCAGAGGAGGCUCGCAAUCUGGCCGACAAGUAAGGACUGUAGCUACAAUGAUGAAAUAAUUAUGUUGUUCUCUGACAUGUAUUGCUCCAUACAAUCCACCCUGAGUUCCUGGAUAUGCAAUUCUUCUUAGUGGAAGGGGGGAAAGUGCACACGCCAAAUAAUACAAACAAAUUAUUGCUUUGUAAUUACUUAGGCCUGUACACCCUAUCACUUUUGAUCUUAUUAUUUGAUUAUAUUAUUGCGCUGCAAGAAACCAAAAGACUGCUUUCUGCUUCGUCUAUGAAAAACAAAUCAAAUCCCUCUUUUUCUUCUGCAGACAUAAAAUGGACGCGGAUCAAAUUGAGAAGAUCGCCAAGGAUGCCAACGACACGUCCACCAAGGCUCUCAACCUGCUGAUGAAGACUCUAGAUGGCGAUGGCAAGACCAACCAAGACAUUGAUGAGCUCAACAGGAAGUAUGUCACUGUCUGCAACAGCACCUUUCUGUGAUUCCUGUCUCUCUCUCUCUCCUAAAAUCUACAAUGAAAUCAUACUAACGUUGAUCCUGUCCGGAACAUGUCUCAUAAGCCAGUACAGGUUCAAAUCCCCUCAACAGUUUUAUAAUUGAACUAUCAUGUUCAUCCACUCAGGUACAAUGAGGCAAAGGACCUGGCCAAGAACCUGGAGAAACAGGCCAACAAGGUGCAUGCUGAGGCAGAGGAGGCAGGCGACAAAGCCCUGAAGAUCUACGCUAACCUGACAAGCAUGCCACCUUUCAACACCAAAUCACUGGAGGUCAGUUACAUGAAGUGACCGUAAACCUCUUUUAAGGGGAGACAGUGUCUCCAUCCAAAACGGCACCCUGUUCUCUAUAUAGUGCACUACUGGUCAAAAAUAGAGCACUAGAAAGGGAAUAAGGUGCCAUUUGGGACGAAGACACUAUCAUCAGGAAUCAUUUAAUUUAUUUUAUGUAUUAAACAAACCUUUGAAAUACAGUGGGGGGAAAAAGUAUUUAGUCAGCCACCAAUUGUGCAAGUUCUCCCACUUAAAAAGAUGAGAGAGGCCUGUAAUUUUCAUCAUAGGUACACGUCAACUAUGACAGACAAAUUGAGAAUUUUUUUUCCAGAAAAUCACAUUGUAGGAUUUUUAAUGAAUUUAUUUGCAAAUUAUGGUGGAAAAUAAGUAUUUGGUCACCUACAAACAAGCAAGAUUUCUGGCUCUCACAGACCUGUAACUUCUUCUUUAAGAGGCUCCUCUGUCCUCCACUCGUUACCUGUAUUAAUGGCACCUGUUUGAACUUAUCAGUAUAAAAGACACCUGUCCACAACCUCAAACAGUCACACUGCAAACUCCACUAUGGCCAAGACCAAAGAGCUGUCAAAGGACACCAGAAACAAAAUUGUAGACCUGCACCAGGCUGGGAAGACUGAAUCUGCAAUAGGUAAGCAGCUUGGUUUGAAGAAAUCAACUGUGGGAGCAAUUAUUAGGAAAUGGAAGACAUACAAGACCACUGAUAAUCUCCCUCGAUCUGGGGCUCCACGCAAGAUCUCACCCCGUGGGGUCAAAAUGAUCACAAGAACGGUGAGCAAAAAUCCCAGAACCACACGGGGGGACCUAGUGAAUGACCUGCAGAGAGCUGGGACCAAAGUAACAAAGCCUACCAUCAAAGCCUACCAUCAGUAACACACUCAAAUCCUGCAGUGCCAGACGUGUCCCCCUGCUUAAGCCAGUACAUGUCCAGGCCCGUCUGAAGUUUGCUAGAGUGCAUUUGGAUGAUCCAGAAGAGGAUUGGGAGAAUGUCAUAUGGUCAGAUGAAACCAAAAUAUAACUUUUUGGUAAAAACUCAACUCGUCGUGUUUGGAGGACAAAGAAUGCUGAGUUGCAUCCAAAGAACACCAUACCUACUGUGAAGCAUGGGGGUGGAAACAUCAUGCUUUGGGGCUGUUUUUCUGCAAAGGGACCAGGACGACUGAUCCGUGUAAAGGAAAGAAUGAAUGGGGCCAUGUAUCGUGAGAUUUUGAGUGAAAACCUCCUUCCAUCAGCAAGGGCAUUGAAGAUGAAACGUGGCUGGGUCUUUCAGCAUGACAAUGAUCCCAAACACACCGCCCGGGCAACGAAGGAGUGGCUUCGUAAGAAGCAUUUCAAGGUCCUGGAGUGGCCUAGCCAGUCUCCAGAUCUCAACCCCAUAGAAAAUCUUUGGAGGGAGUUGAAAGUCCGUGUUGCCCAGCGACAGCCCCAAAACAUCACUGCUCUAGAGGAGAUCUGCAUGGAGGAAUGGGCCAAAAUACCAGCAACAGUGUGUGAAAACCUUGUGAAGACUUACAGAAAACGUUUGACCUGUGUCAUUACCAACAAAGGGUAUAUACAAAGUAUUGAGAAACUUUUGUUAUUGACCAAAUACUUAUUUUCCACCAUAAUUUGCAAAUAAAUUCAUUAAAAAUCCUACAAUGUGAUUUUCUGGAUUUUUAUUCUCAUUUUGUCUGUCAUAUUUGAUGUGUACCUAUGAUGAAAAUAACAGGCCUCUCUCAUCUUUUUAAGUGGGAGAACUUGCACAAUUGGUGGCUGACUAAAUACUUUUUUUCCCCACUGUAUGUUCCCAGUCUUGAAUAAGUGACAGGUUACACUUCAGAAUCAUUGAAAGGGUUUGUGUAUCACAAGACAUACAUGUAAAUGUAAAGGGCCAUCAAGACAUUACUGAAGUCGUUUCCAAGUCUUGAAAGAUAACUUAUCUUGACAUCCGAUUACAGGACGAAGCGAGCAAGAUCAAGAAGGAAGCGUCUGACCUGGACAAUCUGAUUGACAAGACAGAGAAGGAGUACAACGACUUGAGGGACGACCUGAAAGGGAAGGAGUCUGAGGUCCGCAAGCUGCUGGAGAAGGGAAAGACUGAGCAGCAGGUAGGACAGGAGACCUUUACUUAGGGUUGCAAAGUUUCGAUAACUUUCCCAAAAUGUCCAGGUUUUCCAGAAAUCCCAGUUGGAGGAUUCCCAGAUGUCCUGCUAAUUCCCUCCUGAUUCCAGCAAUCUUCCAACCAGGAUUUCAGGAAAACCUGGCAAUUUUGAGAAAGUCGCCAGAAUUUCACAACCCUACUUUUAUUUUCUCUUUCUGGUGUCUAUAACCUCUGAAUAGAUCUGUCUCAUGUAGAGCUUGUGAUGGUUUCACCCCCUUUGAAAUAGCUAGGGUGUAUCUCCGUUUAAGAUUAGCGUUAUCAUGCCUCAUUAAACAAGGCAUGAAAUUGAAAAUGACCACAUCGCUUAUGUGACGAAUUACCACAGCAUUGAUUGGCCUCUUCACUUGUUCAGCCACUAAGUAUAGCGAUAAUGAGCAAGUCGUAAAGUCAGAAUUAUUCAAAUUAAUUUAGCUGUUUUGUCUAUUUUUGUUGUAAACUGACUGCGUCCCAAAUGGCACCCUAUUUCCUAUAAACUGCACUACUUUUGACCAGAGCCCUAUGGGGAAUAUGGUGCCAUUUGUUACACAAUGGAACUAAUGACUGUAUCUGUCCCUGAAGACUGCCGAUCAGUUGCUGGCUCGUGCCGAUGCUGCCAAGGCGCUGGCUGAGGAGGCUGCCAAGAAUGGGAGGACCACCUACAAGGAGGCCCAAGACAUUCUGGGAAAUCUGAGAGGUACGUAGGAGCAGGACUGGUGGAGAGGCCAGGGAAAAGUCCCUUUCUGCCUGAUAGUGGAGGUUUUAUUCAGAAUGGUGGGAGUGAAAACCAUAUCAAGACCACUAUGCUUUAAACACAGUACAUUUUGCCUCUCAGAUGGAUGUUAAAGAGAAAAUACCAUUAUUGUAUAAAAUAUGGUUAUAGUAUUGAGAUAUAGUAUAUUUAAUUUAGUUGUUUACUCAACCUUUCUUCUCAUUGUCCUUGGUGCGUCCAACACAGACUUUGACAAGCGGGUGAAUGACAACAAGACGGCAGCUGAGGACGCCAUGAAGAGAAUCCCAGAGAUCAACGCUACCAUCAUCGCGGCCAAUGAGAAGACCAAGCAGGCUCAGGGGGCGCUAGGCAACGCAGCUGCAGACGCCAAGGAGGCCAAGGGCAAGGCGGAGGAGGCAGAAAAGAUAGCCAGCGCUGUGCAGAAGGUACAUGAUAUUACUGGUAUAUUGUUGUAUUAUAGCGAGGUAAUUUAUGACCAUUUAUGCUACAGUCCUGAAAUGACGUGGAUGAAAUCAGUGGUGGCCUCUUGAUAUAAACGUUGUGUCUCAGUAGAUUAAAUGUUUUGAAAAUCAAUUAAUUUUGUGGUAAUCUAAUGUGAUGUUUCACAUAGAAUAAUAAACUCACUUUCAAACUGUCAACAUGCACUAAGCCCCCUCUGUCCCCCUCUCAUCUGAUGUAUCAAAUAAUAAACUAUUCAACCUGUAAGAAGUUAUAUACCUACUUUCAAAUUGUCAACAUGCACUAAUCCCCCUCUGUCUGUUCACCCCACAGGGUUCUGCUAAAACCAAGGCGGAUGCAGAGAAGGCAUUUGAGGACACAAUGAAGCUGGAUGGGGAGGUGAACGGCAUGAUGGACCAGCUGAGUGCAGCCGAGGCAGAGCUGGCCAAGAAGAAAGCUGAGGCCGACCAGGACAUGAUGAUGGCUAGCAUGGUGCGUGUUUGUCUGGUCGCAUCCCAAAUAGCACCUUAUUCCCUGUGUAGUGCACUAAUUUUGACCAGGGCCCAAAGGGCUCUCGUCAAAAGUAGUGCACCAUAUAGGGGAAUAGGGUGCCAUUUGGGAUGCAUAUUCUGUGUCUAGGGCUCUGUUGUUUAAAUCCAAUGAUAUCAUUAGAUUCUCAUAACCUUAGGAACCCAAUACUUAGGAAUUCAUAGAAGAUCUCUUUAGGUUGGAAAUCAGAGAGCUCUGAGAAUGUUUGUGCAUAGAAGCCGUCUACACAGAGCUUGAGUUGCUCAAUGUUUGUAGUUCUUGUCAAAGUUGUUUAGACACAUAAGAAACAGUGAGGCUAAACAUUAAGCAAUAGGAAGUGGAUGAACACUACUGAGGGUUAAGGAAGUCUCACAAGUGUCUACUGAGUUACAACUGUUUAUGUUCGUUGUGGUCUGGAAUUCUGACUCUGACAUGUCAACUAUGUUGUUUUGGUAUUUCAGGCAUCAGACAAUGCGAAGAAAGCGGAGGACAACGCCCGCAAAGCCAAGAGCGCUGUCAGGACCGUUCUCAAUACCAUCAACGACCUACUGAAGUCACUGGGUGAGUGAUAUUUGAUUAAGCAAACUGGUUAUUUCUGUGGAGGUAAGAAUACAAGCAGGGAUAUAAUUAAGUAUUGUGAUUUUAUUUAAUCAUUGUUUCUGGCUUGUGCAUUGUGUGUAACCAAACUAUAUUCCAUCAGUCAGGGCUUUACUUGCACAAGUCAAAAUGACUCUACUGACAGUCUUAUAUCAUUGAGCUAAAGCUUACAGCUCCUCUGUCCCGGUUCAGGCAACAUUGACAAGGUGGACCUGAGCAAGUUGGGCUUGAUUGAGGGGUCGCUGAAGCAGGCCAAGGACAAGAUGGCGAACAGCGACCUGGACCGCAAGCUGGCGGAGCUGAAUGACGUGGCUAAGAGCCAGGAGGAGAUGAUCACCGACUACGACAGGCAGAUCAGGGAGAUCCGGUCCGACAUCGCCAACCUCAACGACAUCAAGAACACGUUACCUGGCGGCUGCUUCAACACCCCAUCCCUAGAGCAACCUUAACCAACUCUCUCUCCACCCCCUGUACCCUCCUUCCUCAUAGCACGUCUGUACCACUCCUUCCCACAUCUAACACUCGGGCAGAAUGCCACCUUUUUACCAAAAUGUUUUUUUUUUUUUGUCUUUUUUUUUAACAAGAGAGAAGCCAAGUUUCAUGGUUUUAAAGAAAGAGCAGAAGCAGCUUUGACAUGCAGUAAUGCAGAAACGUGAAAUGAACUAAGGGCAGUCGACAAAAAAACGUGCAUCCAUUCUCCUUAGGUGCAGCAGGUUAGGAGAGGGGCUAUACCUGGCUCCAGAGUAAUGAAAACCCACAUGCCUGCACCACCUCCAGACUGUUCCUACACUUCUACGUGGAGGACUGGUACACCGUCUUGUUUCAUCACAACCUAAACCACCCCAACAGAGAAAACAAGGACAAAUGUCCUCAGCCUUUUCGGAUGGGUCUAUGUGUCAUAUGAUAUACCUUUGUUUUUAUUUGAUAUGGUAUCAAACAAGUUAUCCUUACCCAUCAUUCUAGACCCAAGGGCAUGCUGGGAAUGGUUUGUCUGUGAGAUAUUUUUUAGCUAUAGGUAUUGUGCAACUUCCAAUACAUAUGUGCCAUCCUUGGUGUUAUCAAUCAUUUUGUUUUAAAAAACAAGCAGUGAAGGAAUUCUCACAAGUUUAUAUCUUUGAUUUGCCUCCAUUCGCUUCCAAAGCUACAUGGAGAAAGUAUUCCUGUUAUUAUUACAAAUGUUUACAGUAUUCAACUCUACUACACAUUCUGCUCCACACCCACAUGAAA
Messenger RNA from Coregonus sp. 'balchen', 27820 nucleotides. The record is from the annotation of a GenBank genome assembly. NCBI's taxonomy places the organism in Eukaryota, Metazoa, Chordata, Actinopteri, Salmoniformes, Salmonidae.